AUGGAGCUGCAAGCUGCUCUCCAGCGCCGCCGCGACAUGGAGACUGGGGCUAUUUGGGCUUCGCAAAUCACGGAGGAGCAUCCCGUCAUUUGGCUUGGGACGGGGACAGAUGCCUCGAACAGGGGGCAACUGCAGAGACAAUCGGUACAGAGGGUUUUGAAUGUGGCGGACGAUGUGCCGUGCUUCUUUCUGGAUGAUCCAGAUAUCCAGUACUGCAGACUGGACAUCACCGAUUUUGGCGGCGAUGCCGGGAUUUCGAGGGCUUUUACGAAGGCCAUCGACUUUGUUCGGGACGCUCCCCAGGGCGUAGCGACCUUGGUGCACUGCGCAAACGGCUCGAAUCGUAGCCCGACUGUCGUCGUCGCCCUCAUGAUGGCCCUGUGCAGAAUGACUUUGAGGGAGGCAUGGGAUCUUGUCAAGGCGAAGCGAAGCGCCAUGCUUCCUUUGCACGACAAUGUCAACGAGCUCGUGCGCUGGGAGAUUGAGCAGACAGGACAAAGCACGGCUUCUGCAAGGAGAUUGUCGUCCUGGCAUGGGCAAAGGCAUGGGCCCACCGAUGGGAGCUAUGGGGAUGGGCGGCAAAGGCAUGGGUGGAGGCUGUGGUAUGGGAAUGCAGAACAUGCCCAAGUCGACAGGCGGCUUAAUGCCUGGACAGCAGCCUGGAGGACUCGGGAUGCGCCCACCAGGACAAAUGGGCGGCUACUACUAGUCGCAGGUCGCGCCAUCCACGAGUGCAUAAUGCUGAGUCGCUGCAGCGAUUGCCGCAGCUGCUGCCACCCACGACAGGGCCAACAGAUCUCGCGAGAUUUUGGCUUCAAUGUGAGAUGGAAGCACACCCAAAAUGCUGCUGUGCGCCACAUGUCUGGUCGCUGGUUGCAAUUUUAG
Messenger RNA from Symbiodinium sp. CCMP2592, 885 nucleotides. Lineage: Eukaryota; Dinophyceae; Suessiales; Symbiodiniaceae. The record is from the annotation of a GenBank genome assembly.